Molecule: messenger RNA, 621 nt
Organism: Sphenostylis stenocarpa
Lineage: Eukaryota; Viridiplantae; Streptophyta; Magnoliopsida; Fabales; Fabaceae
Source: the annotation of a GenBank genome assembly
AUGAGUUCUCGGAUAGGCAAGGGACCUGUUGUCAGAAGUUAUCGGAGGAGAAAGACAGUUUUGGACCUUGACCUUAAUCGGGAACCAGCUAGUGAGAAUCGUGAGCAGGAGGGACCUUCAACUCAGUCAGGGGCUCAAGAAGUUCUAGUUGAACAGCAGCCGUUGGCCUCUCAACCAACAAUGAUUGAUGUGGAAGACAUUGAUGAUGAUGUUGUUGAAUGUACCCCAAGGGCUUUUGCUGAGGCUAAAAACAAAUCAAGAAGAAACCAGGCGAGGACUAUAGUUGAUGUUGAUCUAGAAGAUCAGACUAGGCGCACUAAGCGCAGAAGAGAAUUGCGAAAUCAAACAAUUAUUAAUUGUGAGAAGUAUAUAAAUUUGGAAGGCAGUAGCAGUUCUAUGAGUGAUAGUGCUAAAAAGCAUCCCGAACCUCGAAUCGAGCCUGUUUUCAACUGUCCAAUUUGUAUGGGUCCUUUGGCAGAAGAAAUGUCGACAAGGUGUGGUCAUAUUUUUUGCAAGAAUUGCAUCAAGGCUGCUAUAAGUGCUCAGGGAAAAUGCCCUACCUGUAGAAAAAAGAUUACUGUCAAAGAGCUUAUAAGGGUGUUUCUCCCAUCAACUAGUUGA